UAGAGCAGGUCGGACAGAGAAGUUUAGCUGCUUCGUCGUCAAAGCAUUUCCUUCUACUGACAGACAUAGGUUAAUUCCACUUGCCAUGGAUGACCAUGCGCUUGGCAACAUCAAUGGCCAUUUAUAAAAUACCAAAGGCUUUCUUUAUCUAUCCAGGUUUCUUACCAUUUCUAAGCCUGUGUGAGUUAAAUGGCUGUUGUGUCUUCUCCAGGUGCCUCUCUGGCCAGGGAGAGAUAAAUUAGGACUCUCUGAAAAUGGAUGUUCUCACAUAUCCUUCUUCAGAUACAAAAGCCGGCAGAUACUGAAAUAAGAACACGAAGUUCCUUCCUCUUUUUUUCUGUCCCAAGAACAGGAAAUAAAGUGCAGUCUCUGCAAGAAGCAUCGUCACCGAUGGGAAGAAAUAAUGCCACCCUCCGGCUCACCAGGUGCCCGCCUCCACUCCAGGGAUGGCCAUGGCAGUAGCCAGGUGGCGAAGGCCUGUUGCCGGCCCCCAAGUCUGCCCACGGUCAGGGCUUGCAGAGCUGGGCCCCGCCGCCCCUACCCGGUCCGCGCCCCGAGCCUGUCUGCGGUUCCGCCCCUCCGCGCCUCCGCCGAGAAGCCCUCCAGCAGCUCCCUCCUCCCGCCACACAGAGGAACCCCUGCUUCUCUGCCGACUUCUCACGAUAUGAUUCUGCUCAGAGCUCUCCCGUCUUCGGCAAAGAAUCCAACACUGGAUCCGCGUGGCACAGCGCCUCGUUUAGAAAGAGCAGCUCUCCCUCACCCCCCAGUUUCACCCCCCAGCCCCUCUCCACCCGACCCUGCCGGACUCCCCAGGAGCCUCUACCUUAACCUCUAGUCUCUGCUUUAAACUUGCUCUGCGCUUCCCGACAGGGCCGCCUCUGUGGUCAGGUGCCUUUUCUUCCUUUUGGAUGUGUCAUUCUGAAUUUCCCGUGGCCGCCGACCCACGCUCAGACGCUGUGUUCCUCGCGCUCCGGCGCCCCCGUCUCCAGCUGCAGACGCUCCUGCGCCGGGAACGCGCUCCCGCCCCGCGCCCCUCCCGGCGCCUCCCUCACUUCCAGCCUCGGACGCCUCCAGGCCGCUGAGAUCUUCCCGCUGGAUUCCCAAGGACACCUGGAGCUCCGUGCUUCUGUUUUCAGGACAAAGAUACUUAAUUUGCAAGUAUUAAAAUUACACUGCCUCCUCUGGCCUCCAAAGAGGAGAUAUUGUGUUUGGAGGCAUGGUGUGUGGGGGCUGGAAAAUGGUUGGAGACGAAUUUUUGAAAAGACGGAGAGACGUGGAAAGAAAGAUCCUGGGAAAGGUGGGGGGGGGAGGUUAGGAAUGGCCAGAGAGGGCAGGAAGGGGUGAGGAGAAGAGCUUGCUUGACUGGUUAGAUAUGAAGACGGGGGUGGGGGGAGAGGGGAGAGGUGGAGAGAUUUGACAGCUGUCUAAAAGGGAUGUUGUGGGUAAAGGAUUUUUAAAGGGGAUUUUUAGGGCGUUUUACAUAUGAUAUUCAAUGAGCCUCCUUUUUCGUCUCUCCCUCCCUCCCUACAUCCCUUCCUUUCUUCGCUCCAUCCCUCCUUCCUUCCUUCGCUCUUUAUUUGAUUUUUUUUUUCCGUUAUCACUGCGCCUGCAGCUUUGCCUCCUCCCUUGCAGCUUGCUGUGACUGUCUGCGUGCUGCGCUCUCGCUCUGAGGCUCUUAAGGACGGGAACUGUGUCAUUCCUUUUGGCUGCCCUAAACCUCGUGAAAGAACCUGACACAGUAUGGCCAUUUUAGGGGAAAUUUAGCCAAAGUUCAGGGGAAAUUCCCUUAUUCCUAUAACCCUCAAAGGUAGUACCUGGGCUCUUUUUUUAUGUUAGUGAUAAUCGUUCAGAACUCUAAGUGGCACCGACAAACUGUUCUACAGACAAGUACUUUAACUUUUUGCUUUGAACAAAAUUAAAUAAUAAUCAAAUAUAACCCCCAUCUCCAGUCUCCUCAUCUCUCAUCUCUCAAAAGGGGCGCGACAGUUCUGAGGGUCCCACAGCCAGGUGGGAGGGGCCCCGGGUGCAUCCUCACCCAGCUUCUCUCUCCAGGGGAACUUGCUCCCCCUUUACACUUCAGACUGGGCAGUGACGUCAUCCACUGACAACUUUCCCUUUCUCCUUUGGGGCCUGGAGAGACAGGCGUCCUUUACUCUCUGAUGCCUAUUGCAAAACUAGCAACAUGAAGACAUCCUUAAAUUGUACAACGUCUAUGCGUUGUCUCUAGCUUCCCUGGCUGUGAAAUAUGUGACAUUCUCCUUGACCUUGGGUCAUCUUUUCACAAAAACUUUCACUUAACUGCGUAUAAAUUACUCAUGGAGAUUUACAUAGUAGAUGAGAAAAUUGGGACAUAAAAAAAGGAAAAAAAUGUCACAAAAGAACACAUUGCACAGCACCUGGAAAGCUGUGAGCGUGUAAUGCUCUCUUUCCUUUAGAUAUGUAAGAAAUAACACCCACGGAGAGACUGCGCCAAAUGAUUUAGAGGACCCCCACACAACGGGGGCACGGGGAGCCCCCUCAGAGUUUCCUGUGUGACUUGCAUUUUGAUGGUUGGUUCCGAUUUCUCCGUUUCCCAUUUCUUGAUUGACAGAAAUGAAGAGGGCUCUCAAUGCACAGCCUGAACCACAGUGGACCCUCUGCAGCAGGACUGACCUACUGAAGUAAUGAAAGGACAGAGGGAGAACAAUGCUUUGUUUGGGCUGGAUAUUUCUUUGGCUUGUGUCAGGAGAGAGAAUUAAAGGAUUUAAUAUUUCAGAUUGCUCCACCAAAAGACGCAUUUGGACAUACCAAGCAGGGAGUGAGGAGAAGUUUGUCUUGUUUUGUGAUUUGCCAGAGCCCCAGAAAUCCCAUUUCUUCCACAGAAGUCAACUUUCACCAAUGCAAGUCCCGCAGCAUGUACCCUGCAAUGGAAGCAAGGACCUGUCCGAUGUCCAGUGGUUCCUCCAAUCUCCAAGUGGAGAUGCAUUGGGGGAAAUUACGACAAACUAUCCUCACCUCAUCCAGAACAAGAACGCCCUUCAGUUUUUGACCAUAGGGAUGAAGGAUGCCGGGUCAUAUAUUUGUAGGCCCAGGAUUAGGAACCCCCAGGAUGAGGCCUCUUGUAUUGAGAUCGUCUUAGAAGUUAAACCCCAGAAAAAUACAUCCUGUGUGGACUCCAGACCACAUAAGCAGUACCUUCUUCUGGGUAGCAUUGAUUCGAUUUAUUGCCCCAGUCUUGGCUGUCAGAAUGGUACACAAAGUCCAGAGGUGACCUGGUACCAGAAUGGAAGUCUACUCUCUGAUAAAAGGAGCAACCCCCUCACAGUGGUUGAGGUUUUUGUCCAUCACGGAGGCACGUAUGUAUGCGAUUACACUCAGUCGGACAACGCAAGCUCGUGGACAGUCAGAGCUGUUGUUCAAGUGCAAACUAUCGUGAAAAACACCAAAUCUGAACCAAUAAUUCUGGAUCCCACCAAGGAUACACUGGAAGUAGAACUUGGAAAGCCUUUAACUCUUAACUGCACGGCACGAUUUGGCUUUGAGAAGGACGUUGCUCCUGUGCUGAGAUGGUACAUCAAAGACUCUGACGAGGAUUCGGAAGUCCCCACACCUGACGGGCAAAGGAUUAAAUCUACAUGGAAGGAUGAAGACAUUCUGCGUGUCCUCACCUUGAAGAAGGUUACUCGGCAUGAUCUGCACAGGAAAUUCAUAUGCUUUGCCCAGAACUCAAAGGGGAACGCUACCCGCACCAUCCAGCUGGAAGAAAAGAAAGGAGUGGUUUUCCUGUACAUCCUGCUCAGCACCGUCGUGGCCCUGGUGGGCGUGCUGACGGCGAGUGGCCUCAUCUACAUGUACUGGAUUGAAGUCGUGCUGCUCUGCCGAACCUACCAGAGCGGGGAUGAGACCCUCGAAGAUAAAAAGGAAUUUGAUGCUUUUGUGUCCUAUGCAAAAUGGAGCUCCUUUGAAAGUGAGGACCCUUCAUCUCUGAGUGAGGAAAAUUUGGCCCUGAAUCUAAUUCCAGAAGUGUUGGAAAAUAAAUAUGGAUACACCUUGUGUUUGCUUGAAAGAGAUGUGGCCCCCGGAGGAGUGUAUGCCGAAGACAUUGUAAGCAUGAUUAAGAAAAGUAGAAGAGGAAUAUUCAUCUUGAGCCCCAGUUAUGUCAACGGACCCAGUGUCUUUGAACUGCAAGCAGCAGUGAACUUUGCUUUGGAUGACCAAACGCUGAAACUAAUUUUAAUUAAGUUCCGUUCCUUCAAAGAACCCGAGUCUCUACCUCAUCUUGUGAAAAGUGCUCUCCGUGUUUUGCCCACGGUCCCCUGGAGAGGGUUGAAGUCAGCUCCUCCCAAUUCCAGGUUCUGGACCCAGAUGCGCUACCACAUGCCUGUGAAGAAGUCGAAAGGAUUCUCGUGGGACCAUCUCAGAAUUAUCCCGAGGGUAUUUUCUCUGGAAAGGACUAAGUAAGGCAGAAACCACUAGGGGGAGCUCCCAGCCUGGGGAACGGGGAAAAUGGGCCUCCAAACCUCUCUCCGGACUCUGGCAAGUAGAGAUAUUGUUGGACAGAACACGUGGCACUGAUUGAGCUGAUAUAAAAUUAAAAGUCUGCUGCCCCUCCAGCUUGCAAGCGUGACAGACACUGGAAUAAGACUGAGGCUGCAGCUUGGAGCCUUUGGUUUCCUGGCCUGGUCGGAAGGAGGAUGAAUUUUCUAGAAGCUUGACCCCAUUCAGCACAUAAAGUUCCCCAAGAUUCUCCUAGUGGUCUGAACAGAAAAUCAGCAGAUACAACCACUUUUGCUUUGGGCUAUGAACUGUCAUUUCUACUAAGUAUUGUCCGUAUGACCUUAUGCACAUUUAAAGUCAAAUAAAUAUUAUUUUAUUAGAAACUAUUGA
Choloepus didactylus (southern two-toed sloth) is the source of this 4866-nucleotide messenger RNA. It is a transcript of the gene IL18RAP, whose product is annotated as interleukin 18 receptor accessory protein. NCBI's taxonomy places the organism in Eukaryota, Metazoa, Chordata, Mammalia, Pilosa, Megalonychidae. Gene Ontology annotation, molecular function: interleukin-18 receptor activity. The coding region runs from base 2686 to 4440 and encodes 584 amino acids. The record is from RefSeq and is a predicted model, not a curated record. Gene Ontology annotation, biological process: interleukin-18-mediated signaling pathway. The transcript has 11 exons.